This is a messenger RNA of Anopheles funestus (African malaria mosquito), 2250 nucleotides long. RefSeq names its product gustatory receptor for sugar taste 61a-like. Gene Ontology annotation, molecular function: sweet taste receptor activity. The coding region runs from base 10 to 2019 and encodes 669 amino acids. Gene Ontology annotation, cellular component: membrane. The transcript is spliced from 8 exons. The record is from RefSeq and is a predicted model, not a curated record. NCBI's taxonomy places the organism in Eukaryota, Metazoa, Arthropoda, Insecta, Diptera, Culicidae. Gene Ontology annotation, biological process: detection of chemical stimulus involved in sensory perception of taste; sensory perception of sweet taste.
UGUAUUUACAUGGUGGUGGUGUACCUAUCGGCUUGGCUUUUCUUUUUCGUUGCAAUCCAAUGGCAGUCAAUAUUGGAUGCGUUCGCCAACUGUGAGCGUUCGUUUAUGCGGGAUCACUAUCGGCUGCAGAGCAGGGGCAGAUUCAACCUGGUGUGGAAGAUACGCUUUACAGGGUUUGCCAUCUUUGCUCUCGCCAUGGUGGAGGAUUGGUUGAAUUAUUAUUCGGCGUACCAGAGCAAUAUCGUGCAGAUAGCUACCUGCAAUCGGACCAACGUAACCGUCUGGCAAAAUUUCUACUUGCGCGAGCAUCCACACAUAUUCCACUGGCUUCCAUUCAAUUGGUUUACAAUUGCAGUUACGGAGGUAAGUAUGGCGGUUCUGCUAAAUUCUUACAACCUCACCACUUCUAACAGACUUAGUACUGAUGAUGAUCUUCGUCUGCAGUGGAUUAAUCGUUGUAUGCGAUACACUUGGACGUAUCUGGAUAUCUUCAUCAUCUCCUUCUGCUACGGUGCCCAGUUUCGGUACGAGCAGAUCUUUAGACGGUUGGUAGCUGUCCAGGGUUUAGCCUGUCCGACACCGUUUUGGCACGAGCUGCGCAUGGACUAUGUCGCCGUUUCGGAGCUGGUAAACGUACUGGACACUCGAUUCGGACACUUGAUUUUACUGGCCUGCGCUAAUGAUAUGUAUUUCAUCGCAACACAGCUUUUCAACGGGUUCCAACGUCGAAAAGCGAUUGCAAACUAUGUGUACUUUUGGUACUCGCUGUUGUUGCUUAUGUUUCGCACGAUCGUUAUGCUUUACGUAGGGUCGGGAGUGUACGUUGCAUCAACCAGCCCGCUUCAAUUGCUGAGGAAUGUUUCUUCCAAAAAUUGGGGCAUUGAUUUGCAACGACUUACGGAUGAAGUUUCCUCCGGAGAGAACGUACUAUCCGGGAAGCAGUUUUUCUUUCUCAAGCGUCAACUAAUUCUUGCGCUGUUUUCACUGUUUCCGCUAAGUGGGCUGUACGGACAAACGCUGCAAGACAUUCGGUUUCGUUGGUAUGGGCCGGGUACUAUCUACAGCUUUUACUUCCUUCUUUCGGGCCUGAUCACACUGACAGCGCACAUUUAUUAUAGCGUUAAUGUGGGGAACUUAGGAACGCCGGAAAUAAAUUUCUAUUCACUUGGUUGUGUUAAGUACCCACAAAGUGUCCUUAACUUUUCUGAUCAAAAUUUAUACCUCUCAGUGGAAGAUACUUUACAUGUUGCCUCGGUUUACUACACGAACCUUCAGUACUACAAACGCUGUGACAAUAGUACACCAUUCUGGACACUAUUCUAUGAGCGUGAACAUCCCAAGUUCUUCCAUUACCUGCCAUACAGCUUACCGGCGGUGUUGCUGCUCGAGCUAACGCACAAGAUAUUCCUGUACGUAUGGACGUUUAUGGAUUUGUUUAUAAUCUUUGUGGCACUUGGGUUGGCACGGCGGUACGAACAGUUUUAUCGUCAUGCAGUCCGCUACAAGGGACGUCACGUGAUGGGAACGAUCUGGCAGCAGUUGCGGCUGGAUUAUGGACGAAUUUCCAAUCUGGUCGCGUACAUGGAGAGCAUCAUGGCACCGAUCAUCAUCUGUACGACGGCCUCUGAUUUGUAUUUUAUUUUCUACCAGAUGUUUAACUCUUUUCAAUUUUCCGCCUCCCUACUAUCCGAGGUGUACUUUAAAUUUUCGCUAGCCUUCCUAAUAUUUCGCACGCUAGCAAUGUUGCUGAUCGCUUCUAACAUACACGUGACAUCGUUGAGACCGCUCGAUAUAUUACGCUCGACACCGAUGAGCUGCUGGACUAUAGAUGUGCAACGUUUUACGCAGGAACUGUUGACGAGUAAAAACUGUCUUUCGGGGUAUGGAUUUUUCUUCCUAAACCGUAGCGUUAUACUUGCGAUGGCAGGAACGUUAAUUACGUACGAGCUGGUCAUGCUGAAAGAAGUUCCAUCGGCGGAGAAGAGCGAUUUUUGUGAAGGUGGAAAAAGGCUUUAUUGAGCAAGCUACAUUAUCUGUGCAUUCACAAGCUUUUGAGAAAGAUAUUUACUUCAAUAAAAUUAGUUAGAAUAGGUGCUUAAGUGUUUAAAAGUAGAAAUGAUUUUUUUGUGCGUCUUUAUUAAAUUAGAAGCUAUAAUGAUUUUCUUUCGUGAGUGGGAAAAAAUAUUUACUAACAAUCUUCAAUAUAAUUCUUUUAUUGCUAAAAAUCGGUACAGUGUGUAGGGAUCAUGU